Messenger RNA from Gadus chalcogrammus (walleye pollock), 1837 nucleotides. It is a transcript of the gene mmp15b, whose product is annotated as matrix metallopeptidase 15b. Gene Ontology annotation, molecular function: metalloendopeptidase activity; zinc ion binding. NCBI's taxonomy places the organism in Eukaryota, Metazoa, Chordata, Actinopteri, Gadiformes, Gadidae. Gene Ontology annotation, biological process: proteolysis; collagen catabolic process; extracellular matrix organization. Gene Ontology annotation, cellular component: extracellular matrix. The record is from RefSeq and is a predicted model, not a curated record. The transcript is spliced from 7 exons. Bases 579 to 1823 code for a protein of 414 amino acids.
CUGCUGCAGAAGUGGAAUAUUGUCUCCGGUAGUUCAACCAGUUUCGAAACACCGCAUUCCUGACACGGAAUACACUCUACAUUUCCAUCGGAAGAGACGUCCCAGAACGCUCCCAAAAUGGACGAGGCAAAAAUAAUCUGUACCCGGUAGAAAGGACUGGAUUUAAAGGCAAGAAAUCAUUGUAUUGUUGUUGUUUUUUUUAAAGAAGCACGGUGCGGAACCAAACGCCGAGCAGCCGCUACUCAUGUGCUCUGUCAGCUGCAGCCAACUUUGUACUUUUUCACCGCCCAGUAAUGUUCUGCAACUUUUUCCACGAGCGCAAGAACACCGCGAUAGCCUGUUCUGGACCUGACGCGAAACAACGCUCCUGCGAUUGACAACCUUUUUUUGAAGGGUGCAUUUAUUUUUUUCAAAAACUGGAGCGGAGCUGUGCAUGUCCGUCACGUGCUUUUCAAUUGCGCACGCCUUUAAACAGUGUGUGUGAUAUUCAAGGUAGUCAAGGGUGGGACAUUCACUUUGUCCGGUGGUCGUCCAUUGCCGGCUGGUUGGUUGGUCAGUCGCGGUCCGGCUGCGGGACAAUGGGCUCCUCCUCGUGGGACAGCCGGCUGUGGUUGCUCCUGAGACGGACUCUCGUGCUGCUGUGGCUUUGCGCGCUCGGGACGCUCGAGGCAGAGGAUGGCUCGUUUAACGGAGAGUCGUGGCUGAGGAUGUACGGCUACUUGCCCCAGGCAAACAGGCAGAUGUCCACCAUGCGCUCGGCCCAGAUCCUGACUGGAGCCAUCGGGGACAUGCAGAGAUUCUACAGCCUGGAGGUCACUGGACAGAUGGACCAGCAGACGCUCAGAGCCAUGAAGAGACCUCGCUGCGGAGUUCCUGACAAGUUCGGAGGGCAGAUAAAAACCAACGUGCGACGCAAACGCUACGCUCUCACUGGACACAAAUGGAGCAAGACUCACCUAACAUACAGCAUCCAGAACUACACCCCUAAGAUCGGAGAGUACAACUCGUACGAGGCAAUCCGCCGGGCCUUCAAGGUGUGGCAGACGGUGACCCCCUUGACCUUCGACGAAAUCUCCUACCAGGAGAUCAAAUAUGGCCGCCGCAAGGAGCCCGACAUCAUGAUCUUCUUCGCCUCGGGUUUCCACGGCGACAGUUCGCCGUUCGACGGAGAGGGGGGCUUCCUGGCCCACGCCUACUUCCCCGGGCCCGGCAUGGGGGGGGACACGCACUUUGACUCGGACGAGCCCUGGACCAUCGGAGACCAGAACCUGCAGGGUAACGACCUGUUCCUGGUGGCAGUCCACGAGCUGGGCCACGCCCUGGGCCUGGAACACUCCAACAACCCCCUGGCCAUCAUGGCUCCCUUCUACCAGUGGAUGGAGACGGACAACUUCCAGCUGCCUGAGGACGACCUCCGGGGAAUCCAGCAGAUCUACGGUCUGCCAAACAGCGCACCCACCAAGGCCCUGCCCGACGUCAUCCCCCGCCGCCCCGAUCCGCGUCCACCACAGUCCCCUCCGCAGGCGCCUCCCAGACAGCCGGAACGCCCCAGGACCACGGAAAGACCGGACCACUACGGACCCAAUAUCUGCGACGGGAAUUUCGAUGUGGUCACCAUGCUCAGAGGGGAGAUGUUCGUGUUUAAGGGUCGUUGGUUCUGGCGGGUGCGGAGGAACCGGGUCCUGGACAACUACCCGAUGCCCAUCAGCCACUUCUGGAGGGGUCUGCCCGGGGACAUCGACGCUGCCUACGAGAGACACGACGGGAAGUUUGUCUUCUUUAAAGGUACGAGCUUAUGGCCCAAACCCACACACGUAGGUUAGGCAUACAUGCAGAC